GGGAAACAGCGACACAGAAGUCAGAAACUUGUGAAUGAGCCUACUAUCAUUUGAACCUUGUAACAGGCCUUAUUUACAAGAGAACAGAUUGUCUCUAAAGCUGGACUUUGAACUCAAAUAUCUGCUGGAUUACUUUGAAAAGGCAUUAUGUGAGAGGUUUAGGAGACUGUUACAGCUAUUGAUAUUAGGAGCCAUGACUCUGAUUCAUUUCUGUGGUAUAAUUACAUUCUCUCUAAACCUGAUCCUUUUUGCAUCACAUUGCAAUGGAGGAAACAUACUGGUGUUCCCUGUGGAUGGGAGCCACUGGAUUAAUAUGAAGAUAGUGCUAGAAGAACUUCAUACCAGAGGACACAACAUCACUGUGAUCAGAUCUUCUAACAGUUGGUACAUUCCUGAAAAAUCCCCCAUAUACACAUCCAUCACACUUGAAAUGGACCAAGGUUUAGAGAACUUUUUUGACAUUUAUCUUCAGGAACACAUGAGGGCACAGCGAGAAGGAGCUUCAUUGAUGACAUUCUUGAAGCUCACCAAGGAUUUUCUCUCUAUGAUUACCAAAGCCAAUUUACUGUGGUGUGAUGCAACAACUCAAAUUUUUCAAAAUCAGACUUUGGUUAAAAAGUUAAAAGAUUCCCAAUAUGAUUUGGUUCUUGCUGAUCCAGCCAUGGGUCCAGGGGCUUUGAUAGCCAAACAUCUUAAACUACCUCUGGUCCUUAAUGUCCGCUGGAUAACUAGUGGAGAGGGUCACUUUGUGCUGGCACCUUCACCGCUCUCUUACAUCCCAGUGCCUGGAUCUGGCUUAACAGACAAAAUGGAUUUCAUCCAGAGGGUGAAAAACAUGUUUUUCUACAGCAUUGUAUUUUUCCAGGAGAAAUUCCUUAUAGGACCUAUAUAUGCUGAUCUGUGCAAUAGACAUAUCGAGGGAGGAUGUGACAUUGUGUCUUUGCUUCAAGAUGCUGACAUUUGGCUAUUCAGGUCUGAUUUUGUGUUUGAAUUCCCCCGGCCAACAAUGCCAAAUGUUGUCUACAUUGGUGGGUUCCAGUGUAAGCCUGCUAAGCCGCUUCCAGCGGACCUGGAAGAGUUUGUUCAAAGCGCUGGAGAGCAUGGAUUCAUCAUUAUGACUCUGGGAACUUUGGUCAAUGCUUUACCCAAAGAGGUUACAGAUGAAAUUGCCAGUAUUUUUGCCAAGAUGCCCCAAAAGGUGAUUUGGAGACACAAAGGGACACGUCCCUCUACUCUAGGCAAUAAUACCCUGAUCGUAGACUGGAUGCCACAAAAGGAUCUCCUUGGCCACCCAAACAUCAAGGUCUUCGUAGCGCAUGGAGGAACAAAUGGAGUCCAGGAAGCCAUUUAUUACGGAGUUCCAGUACUUGGCAUUCCCUUGUUCUUUGACCAGUAUGAUAACCUUCUACGUUUGCAGAAAAGAGAAGCAGCAAAGGUUAUUCUACUAGAUAAUGUUAAUGGUCCUAAUUUUGAAAAAGCAAUCAAAGAACUGCUCUACAAUGACAGCUACAGGCAGAAUAUGCAAAGACUGUCAAGUUUACACAGAGAUCAGCCAAUGCCUCCCAUGGAUCAAGCUACUUUCUGGAUAGAGUAUGUGAUACGCCACAAAGGGGCCACUCACCUGCGUACACAGGCUUACAAGCUACCCUGGUACUCAUAUCAUUGUUUGGAUGUACUGGUCGUUUUGAUUGCUGUUAUAAUGGGGCUUCUAUUCCUUGUUUUUGCUGUUUUUAGAUUUUUGUUCUGUAGAGGAGGGAGAAACAGAAAACUGAAGCAAUAUUGACAGAAUGAUAGCUUAAUUGGAUUAAUGUCGUAUUAGGAAUUGCUUUCAACUUCAGGUACCUUCUACAGUCCCCACUGGAAGAAAGCAUUCACCCUUGAAGCUUUUCAAAUUUUUACACACCAAUUUAAACAGGAGAGCAAACUUGCAAAAAUUUGCAUUUCAUUCCUGCAGAUCAAUUAUAGGUUUAAGUGCUUUGCAGGAUGUAAAUGCUCUUAAGUAUUAUGGUACUUAUAGUAUUGUUUGGAUGCACUUAUCUUAUUUGUGACAGCAGUAAGUCUCAGUUGCUGUACUACUUUUGUCUUUACAAAUUUAUCCUACACAAGAGAAAGUAAAAAAAAAUAACAAAGCAACAGAGCUAGUUUUAGUUAAUGUUGUUAAGAAAUAUAGUAAGUUUUUAAAAUUAAUUUAGUAAAAGCAAAACAAACAUUUUUUCACCAUAUUCCUUUUUGGGAGAAAACAUGAAGAAUGUUUUCAAAUUCAUAAUUUUGCAAAUCCUUUUCACUGCUUUUCCUGUCCAGUGCUAUGGUCAAAGGUUCAAGUGAAGUCUUAAGGUACAUUCAAACUCAACACGAUUCCAGCGACAAAGUCGGCACAUUCAGGUGCCUGUCGCUCGCCUAACAUAUUGCCAUCAAUCCACAUGAAGGGUUACAGCUAUAGGUGUGUCUCCACUCCUGUCAUUUUACCACGUUAUCAAUAAGAAGUUGUAAAACUAAUUAUUCAUUUUUAAAUAGAUAAAUAAUACAUUUAAUCAUUUGAUUGUACAUCAAAUGAUACAUUUACUGAUAUCAUUUUACAUAAAUUUUUUUCAUUGUACAUUUUUUUAUAUCAUAAUUUCCAUACAUUUAUUUGAUGACAUCUUUAUUAUUUUGUUUUGUUCCCUUUAACCCUCCAUACAGGAAUAACCUGUUUACAUAUAGUAUCUAAUUUGAGCGUGGUAAGAGGAAGCUCACAAACCUUAUCAGGUUUUGUCUUAAUCUCACUCAGUCUGUUCUCUGCUUUGGCUCUGUUCCUGUCCCUGUCUUGCCUCAGAUUGCUUUUUUUUUUAUCCUUCCUGUCAUUGUUGUCUAAUGAAAUCACAUUACUGUGUGGAAAAAAUAACACUUGAGGGGCUUAAAACAAGCAAGCAAGCAACUGCCUUCAAAGACGAUAUCCAACAACUACUGUGCAAAUGAUAAGGGGAAAUGAUUUAAUGGGGGAUUGAUUUAAAAGCUGUAGAAAUGUAAAAUAUCACAUAAGUGAUGUUAAAACUGUAAAAAGUGGAAAUGAUCAUCAAACAACAAG
Molecule: messenger RNA, 3064 nt
Organism: Cyprinodon tularosa
Lineage: Eukaryota; Metazoa; Chordata; Actinopteri; Cyprinodontiformes; Cyprinodontidae
Product: UDP-glucuronosyltransferase 2C1-like
Exons: 5
Coding region: 35-1783 (582 amino acids)
Molecular function (GO): UDP-glycosyltransferase activity
Source: RefSeq, a predicted model, not a curated record